Daucus carota subsp. sativus is the source of this 1083-nucleotide messenger RNA. RefSeq names its product small ribosomal subunit protein eS1. Gene Ontology annotation, molecular function: structural constituent of ribosome. Gene Ontology annotation, cellular component: cytosol; ribosome. The coding region runs from base 131 to 916 and encodes 261 amino acids. The record is from RefSeq and is a predicted model, not a curated record. The transcript has 7 exons. Gene Ontology annotation, biological process: translation. Lineage: Eukaryota; Viridiplantae; Streptophyta; Magnoliopsida; Apiales; Apiaceae.
GGCCCAUAAACGAAGUAUAAAGUCCAUAAUCGGGCUACAAAACCCUAGUCACUGUCUUCUUCUUUAUAAAAGAUUGCUGCAGCUGCUUCUGCGCCACUCUAACCCUAAUCCAUCUCCCCCAUUCGCAAUCAUGGCCGUCGGGAAGAACAAGAGGAUUUCCAAGGGAAAGAAAGGAGGAAAGAAGAAGGCAACUGAUCCAUUUGCCAAGAAGGACUGGUAUGAUAUUAAGGCACCUAAUGUUUUUGAGCACAAGAAUGUUGGCAAAACCCUAGUUAGCAGAACUCAGGGUACUAAGAUUGCUUCUGAAGGACUUAAACAUAGAGUCUUUGAGGUCAGUCUUGCUGAUCUUCAGAAAGAUGAGGAUCAGGCUUACAGGAAGAUCCGCUUGAGAGCAGAGGACGUGCAAGGAAAGAAUGUCCUUACCAACUUCUGGGGAAUGGAUUUCACAACCGACAAGCUGAGAUCUCUUGUACGCAAGUGGCAGACUUUGAUUGAGGCUCAUGUUGAUGUGAAGACAACUGACAGUUACACCCUUCGCAUGUUUUGCAUUGGAUUUACCAAGAAACGUGCCAAUCAGCAGAAGAGAACCUGCUAUGCUCAGUCUAGUCAGAUCCGCCAGAUUCGCCGCAAGAUGGUUGAAAUCAUGAGGAAUCAGGCUAGCUCAUGCGAUCUAAAGGAGUUGGUUGCUAAAUUUAUUCCCGAGUCAAUUGGCAGGGAAAUAGAGAAGGCUACUUCCAGCAUCUUCCCACUUCAGAAUGUGUUCAUUCGCAAAGUUAAGAUCCUCAAAGCACCAAAGUUUGACAUUGGCAAGCUGAUGGAGGUUCAUGGUGAUUACUCUGAAGAUGUUGGUGUGAAGCUUGAGAGGCCAGCUGAAGAAACAAUGGUAGAGGCAGAGACUGAAGUUGUUGGAGCAUAGAAGAGGGUUAAUUAGUCUUCUUAGGCUGCUAUGCUUUUGUAGUUGUUUGGAUUGCGGCUUUCAGUUAAAUUUCAUAUGGAUAAAAUUUUGUUAUAUUGUUGAAGCUUAAAUUCUAUACUCUUGAAUCUUUUUUGAUGAUCUUAUUUUUAUUAAUCUUUGUUUAUUGA